Messenger RNA from Emys orbicularis (European pond turtle), 1229 nucleotides. It is a transcript of the gene CYTH1, whose product is annotated as cytohesin 1. Gene Ontology annotation, biological process: regulation of ARF protein signal transduction. Lineage: Eukaryota; Metazoa; Chordata; Testudines; Emydidae. The coding region runs from base 27 to 1229 and encodes 400 amino acids. The transcript is spliced from 14 exons. The record is from RefSeq and is a predicted model, not a curated record. Gene Ontology annotation, molecular function: guanyl-nucleotide exchange factor activity.
CAGGCCCUGCAGGAGCGCUGGCCAGGAUGGUCCUCAGGACAGAGGAGGGGAGCGUCCCCAGCGACCUGACCCCAGAGGAGUGCCAGGAGCUGGAGAACAUCCGUCGCCGCAAGCAGGAGCUGCUGGCCGACAUACAGCGGCUGAGAGAUGAGAUAGCAGAAGUGACCAAUGAGAUUGAGAACCUGGGCUCCACGGAAGAGAGGAAAACCAUGCAGAGGAACAAGCAGGUGGCAAUGGGCAGGAAGAAGUUCAACAUGGACCCCAAAAAGGGGAUCCAGUUCCUGAUUGAGAACGACCUGCUGAAGAACACCUGCGAGGACAUCGCCCAGUUCCUCUACAAGGGGGAGGGGCUCAACAAGACGGCCAUUGGCGACUACCUGGGCGAGAGAGACGAGUUUAACAUCCAGGUCCUGCACGCCUUCGUGGAGCUGCACGAAUUCACUGACCUCAACCUGGUGCAAGCGCUGCGGCAGUUCCUGUGGAGUUUCCGCCUGCCGGGCGAGGCGCAGAAGAUCGAUCGGAUGAUGGAGGCGUUUGCCCAGCGGUACUGUCAAUGCAAUCCCGGCGUCUUUCAGUCCACAGACACCUGCUACGUCCUCUCCUUCGCCAUCAUCAUGCUGAACACCAGCCUGCACAACCCCAACGUCAAGGACAAGCCCACGGUGGAGCGCUUCAUCGCCAUGAACCGCGGCAUCAACGACGGGGGCGACCUGCCGGAGGAGCUGCUCAGGAAUCUCUACGAGAGCAUAAAGAACGAGCCCUUCAAAAUCCCCGAGGACGACGGCAACGACCUCACCCACACCUUCUUCAACCCCGACCGCGAGGGCUGGCUGCUGAAACUCGGAGGGGGCAGGGUGAAGACGUGGAAGAGACGCUGGUUCAUUCUGACCGACAACUGCCUUUACUACUUCGAGUACACGACGGAUAAGGAGCCACGUGGCAUCAUCCCCUUGGAGAACCUGAGCAUCCGCGAGGUGGAGGACUCCAAAAAGCCCAACUGCUUUGAGCUUUACAUCCCGGACAACAAAGACCAAGUGAUCAAGGCCUGUAAGACGGAGGCAGACGGGCGGGUGGUGGAGGGGAACCACACGGUGUAUCGCAUCUCGGCCCCCACCCCCGAGGAGAAGGAAGAGUGGAUGAAGUGCAUCAAGGCAGCGAUCAGCAGGGACCCCUUCUAUGAGAUGCUGGCGGCGAGGAAGAAGAAAGUGUCCUCCAUGAAGAGACAUUAG